Molecule: messenger RNA, 3003 nt
Organism: Mauremys reevesii (Reeves's turtle)
Lineage: Eukaryota; Metazoa; Chordata; Testudines; Geoemydidae
Gene: RANBP3L
Product: RAN binding protein 3 like
Exons: 18
Coding region: 662-2401 (579 amino acids)
Biological process (GO): protein export from nucleus
Cellular component (GO): cytoplasm; nuclear pore
Molecular function (GO): GTPase activator activity
Source: RefSeq, a predicted model, not a curated record
GGACUACAGUAGUUUCCUAUGCCCAUUUUUUUUUCAAAAGAAGAUACUAAUUUGGGGUGUCUGGUUUGAGACACUGUCCUUAGGCCCAGAGCCGGCUCCAGCGUUUUUGCCGCCCCAAGCGGCAAAAAAAAAAAAAAAAAAAGCCACGAUCGGUGGCACUUUGGCGGCAGCUCUACCGCACCGCUUUAUUCUCCGGUGGCAAUUGGGCAGCGGGUCCUCCCCUCUGAAAGGGACUGAGGGACUUGCCGCCGAAGAGCCGGACGAGCCGCCCCUCUCCGUUGGCCGCCCCAAGCACAUGCUUGCUGUGCUGGUUCCUGGAGCCAGCCCUGGUUAGGCCUAAUUUUCAGAAGUACUGAGCACCCACAUCUCCAUCUGAAGUCAGUAGGAGCUGCAGGUACUCAGCAUCUCUGAAAUCAGGGCAGGAAUGUCUCAGACUGAACACCCUGACUACUGAGGCACACACAAUUAGUUCAAUCAAUCUUAAAAUUUGAAUUUCUAAAAUUGAGCUAAAGGUAAAUAAUAAUCCCUCACUCUCUCAUAGUGUUUUUCAUCAGUAGAUCUACAAGCAUUUUACAAAGCUGUUCUGCCUGUGAGGAUCCAAUGACUAGAAAAACACAGAAUCUUCUGAAACCAUUCCCUAUCUCCUUUUUGAACCAUAAGUAUGAGACACCAAGAAGAUCCUGCUAGUGAAGCAAAUGUAUUAUAUACAGGGAAAGGACCUUCAUGUACAGGUAACAAUAUUACAGUCAGCUCUGUGCAUCACAUGAAGGACAAACCUUACCUCACCAAAAGAAGAGGAUGUCCCAGUGAUCCUUGGACUGUGAACCAAGCUACCAGUACUCAUGUGCAAAAACAAACCAUCAGCAAUCAGUUCCACAGCUUGGGUAACAGCAAAUUAAAGUGCAGCGAUGAAUGCUAUGCAGAGACAUCAGUUAUUGCUCAGCCCAUAUUUCUUUUUGAAAAGAAAGAACGACCUUUCAAGAGGCCUGCAGAAGACCUGGUUUGCAAGGCUGAAAAUGAUUUCAUUGGUUGUUCCAGGAAACGGGCAAGGUCUUCAUCUUUUACUUUCCAAACGUCGGACUCGCAGUUCUACAUGGAUACAGCACUGUCUCAGAAAAGAGUGAGAUCAUCUUCCUGUACUAUCCUUCCGACCUUUCCUCCAUCACAGCCAGUAAAGAAUAACGUAUUCAUGACCUCAGCUCUUCUCCAAAGAAACCAUGACAUCACAAGAACAGAAAAAGGACCCUUGUCACAAAUUCAGCAGUGGACUGUCAUAAGACCUGCCAUUUUACAGCCACCACAGUCUCAGAUAUGUGAGGAAAGAAGGCAGAUGUGCACUGAAAAUACACUGGCAUCUUCCAAAACUAAAGAGAAAGCAAAUAUUCAGUUGUCUGAAGAGAGCUCUCAUUGCCCAGCAGAGAACUCAGCAAGUUCUGAGACAACAGUGAGGCCAUCUAUCUCCAUGCACCUUUCUAGCCCUAAAACAAUAGGAAAUCAGACAGUUGAAGAUGUAACUUUUUUAAACAGAAAUUCUACUUUUGUGUUUGGAGAAAACAUGGUUGAGAGAGUUUUGAGUCCUCAGAAAUCUACCAAGCUGCAUAAUGAAACUGAUCUAUGCAAGAAAGAAAUAACAUCCACAGAUGCCAAAACUGUUCAUAUUGGUUAUUCACAUACAAAAACAUUUUUUGUCAAGAAGUCAACACUAAUUGAAUCAGCUGCGGCUUACAUUUCCAAACCAGCACAGAAAUAUUUGUUAGAUAAAGUUGAAGUUAUAACCGGGGAAGAAGCAGAACAUAACGUGUUGCAGAUCAGUUGCAAGCUUUUUGUAUUUAAUAAACUCUCACUAUCCUGGACUGAAAGAGGAAGAGGAUCCCUGAGGCUUAAUGACACUUCAAGCAAUAAACAUGGAACAUUACAGUCAAGGCUAGUUAUGCGAAAUCAAGGCAAUUUGAGACUGAUUCUCAACACCAAACUCUGGACUCAGAUGGCGAUAGAAAGAGCAAAUCGCAAGAGUCUGUGCAUCACUGCGACAGACCUAGAAGACCAUUCUGUUAAAGUAUUUCUAAUACAGGCAAGUUCAAAAGAUACUGAGUACCUGUAUACAGCAAUACAUCACCGUCUUGUUGCACUGCGAAGCUUUGCUGAGCAAGAAUUGGAUGCAAAUCAGGUUGACACAGAGCCAGAAACAGCCUUUCAUUCAUUAAACUGUGAUAGUGAUGAUGAUGAAGAAGAUGAAACAAUAACUCAAGUGAGCAGCAAUGAAUCAGGACACAAUUGUUCCCAUUUAUGGAUUUUUGGAGAGGUGGAAAUCAGUGAUGAGGGAAGGUUCUGGUUCUCCAGCAAGAUCAUUCUAGAUGGAUCCGCAGACAGCCUGUUGUUUGCUCAUGACAGCUACCUAUGAUUACAGCAAUACAGUUGAUAGCUCAUCUUGCUGAAAAUUGUAAACCAUCUCAGCAGUCUUGGAGUAAGGAAAUCCUAUGCAUUCACAUUCUACCAUUUUCAAGCAAAGAUUAACUUUCAGGACAACAUAAGCUUAAUACAGCAGAAAUGGACUUCAGAAGCACUUUAAGGAUUCCAAUGUUAAUUCCUUGCGCUGGAAUAGGAAUGACAGGGUGGCCUCUGGUAUUCAAGAAACAUUACAAAGCCUUCCAAUUUGGAAUUAAUCCUAUAUAGAGACAUUAAUAAUGUGAUGGAUUUUAUAUCUAAUCAAGGUUCAUUCAUCAUAUUGAUGGAGAGAAUCGUUUAACCAUCAGAUAGUGAUAUUUCUAAAAGAAGAUAUAUUUAUUGUUUGUUUCAGUUAUGUAAUGUCUGUCCAUAAAAAGAUGCAUAUUAUGAACACUUUAAACAUCGUCUUAUUGGAAAGAGCCAUUGUAGUUGUUUGCUAACAUUCAAGGUCCUAUGCUGCAGUCCGUAUUCAUGCAGAACUCCUUGUGAAUGAGAGUUUCAUAUGAAUUAAGUCUACAGAAACUAACCUUUAAUUAAACAAGAUCUUUGUUUUGAAAA